AGGCGAGGGGAGACGAACGUCAUAUUUCCUUUGGAUGGAGAAGAUGAGGGUCCAAAAACAUCUCUCAGGAGAUUAGGGAUUUUGCCUGUACCAUAACGAUGGAGACGCUUCGCUCGUCCUUUCCAGGGGCUGGAUCGACGACCGAGGGGCCAGCCGUGCAAGAAAGCCAGCGCGGACAGUUGCACUUGUUUACAUUUGGAUCACCGAUGGGUAGGAAGUGUCAGAUUGCCCUGGAAACGCUGCGGGAAUUGUAUGGAGACCGGGUCAAUUGGACCUGGGAGCGAGUUCCUCUGCCAAAGAAGGUGCAGAAGUCGGACUGGUACAUGCAACUCAAUCCGGAUGGUCGGAUCCCCCUGCUCGUUGAUCAGGACUUGAUUGACCCCUCGACGGGAAAACCGGCAUACCUGCGUGAAAGCGGCGCGAUUCUUCUGCAUCUAGUCGAAAAGUUCGACAUUAAUCAUCAAGUGGAUUUUGACACCAGCUUUGAGAGACAGGAGAUGCUGGCCUGGAUCAUGUUUUGCAAUUCAGCACUGGGGCCAGCUCAAGCUAAAGGGAACCAUUUCUGCAACCUUAGAGCCUCAGGACAAGACGUUCCCGUUGCAAGAGAACUCUUUGUGAGCGAGGUCCACCGACUAUAUCAAAUCUUUGAGGAUAGGCUGAGCGGGAAAGAAUCCGGGUCUGAAAGAGACUGGGUUGCAGGGAAGGGGCGAGGCAGGUUUUCUUUGGCUGAAAUCGAAUUGUUUCCCUGGAUCUAUAUCCAUGCAAAGUUCGGCAUCAUGACCACGGACGAGUUCAAUGCACGUUACAUCCAUCUCACGCGAUGGCUGGAGCGAUGUUGGGCAAGAGACGCGGUCCGGCGUGGGGUCCAAGGGUACGAUGCUUGGUAACUACAACCCAACCACAUAUUCAAUCUCUCGAUCAUUGCGGUUGUAGAUAGGGCUCCUUUCUAUCGGGUGCGAUAUAUUCGGUGGUUUUAUCAACUGGAUGAUAGAUUUGAUAGAAAAAUAGCUAUCAUAUAGUAUCAUGUCAUCACCUCGUAUACCAUGCUUUGCUUCAAG
Penicilliopsis zonata CBS 506.65 is the source of this 1058-nucleotide messenger RNA. RefSeq lists its product as hypothetical. Lineage: Eukaryota; Fungi; Ascomycota; Eurotiomycetes; Eurotiales; Aspergillaceae. Bases 99 to 887 code for a protein of 262 amino acids. The transcript is spliced from 8 exons. The record is from RefSeq and is a predicted model, not a curated record.